Molecule: messenger RNA, 1658 nt
Organism: Ipomoea nil (Japanese morning glory)
Lineage: Eukaryota; Viridiplantae; Streptophyta; Magnoliopsida; Solanales; Convolvulaceae
Product: very-long-chain enoyl-CoA reductase
Exons: 4
Coding region: 201-1247 (348 amino acids)
Biological process (GO): lipid metabolic process
Molecular function (GO): oxidoreductase activity, acting on the CH-CH group of donors
Source: RefSeq, a predicted model, not a curated record
AUUUGUUGCCACGUUACGCGUAGCCACAACUCCAAAUAUAUCAUCAUAGCGUCCAUUCACUUCAGCACAGCAAUUCGCCUUUCCGAUCCGAUCCGCCACCUGUUUCCGCCCUUCCCGCCGCCGCUUAAACCAUUAAUUAUAUCCUUCCACACCUGCACACUGCACGCUGCACGCAGAGACAGAAAGGGGUAAGAAGAAGAAUGGGUAUUCCUUCAACAUUAUUAAGCUUCCUUUACCCACCGCCCCCCUCUGUGUACAUCACAGCCAUGACUGUGAUAAACUUUGCGGCAAUGGGAAACGCAGGUUUGAGGGAGACGAGAGGGAAGAACAUGCAGUAUUCAAAGCUCUCCACUUCUUCUUCUUCUUCUUCUUCUUCUUCUUCUUCUUCUUCUUCUUAUGGGUCGUCUGCGGCGGCCAUGAAUAAGGCUAAAAUCUCAAGCAAAAGUGGGAUGGUUAUUCUGUACACUCCUGCGGCGUUUCUUGCAGCCCUUGCUUCUUUUUGGAUGUUCCCAGAUGAGGAUUCCAGGUUUCAUUUCGUCUCUGCUGCACUUGCCAUCCAUUUCUUCAAGCGAGUCUUUGAGGUACUAUUUGUUCACAAAUACAGUGGCAGCAUGGAUGUAGAAGCAACCAUUGCAAUAUCCUUGAGUUACUUAACAGCCACUGCAAACAUGAUUUAUGCUCAGCACCUCACCCAUGGCUUCCCAGAGCCACAAGUUGAUCUGAAAACUGUUGGAGCCGGGAUCUUUCUGAUCGGAAUACUGGGUAAUUUCUACCACCAUUAUUUGCUGUCUAGCCUAAGAACCAAGGGGGAGAAGCAAUACAAGAUACCCCAGGGAGGGCUGUUCAAUCUUGUGGUGUGCCCACAUUAUCUUUUUGAGGUCUUAGGUUUUGUUGGGAUUUCCUGCAUUUCUCAGACGUGGUAUGCAUUCAUGUUUACUUUGGCGACAACGUUGUAUUUGAUGGGGAGGAGUGUUGCCACUAGAAGAUGGUACCACUCUAAGUUUGAACACUUUCCCAAGGAUAGGAAGGCAAUCAUUCCUUAUCUCUUGAGAUCGACCGUUGCCCAACUGAGUUGUCCCCUUGAAUGCCUUCCCUUCGAUCCCUUGCCUCCCUUUCCAUGGAGCGAGGCUGAGUUUCAGGUCGAGCACACACUGGUUGCAUGGGUCACACCGCAACGAUGGGUCCUCUCUCGCUUUGGUGACAUUACUUCAUCCUCUUGCGCGGGCACUCGGCGCACUCGUCCAUGAAUCCCUACCACCAAUUAGGUUAGGCCUCGCCAUUGCCUGUUGAAUGUCCUGGGCAAUCAUCACUUGGAGAUCCACAGGUGGUACCACUGUCCCGGGCCCUUGCUGCUCUCCGCUACAGUUGUUGUUAGCUGUGGCGUCAAUGCUAGCGUUGUCGUUGCCAUUGUGAUUUUGGCCACGGGAGCCUGCUCCAAGCUUGUAGUGUGCUUGAGUUGAUCUUAGGCUCUCAAUGCAAGCACCCGGUAAAUAAGUUACUAGCGUAUAUUUGGAAAGUAAUCAAGUUUGUAUUGCUUAAGAGUUUCAGUACAAGAUUUUGAGUGUGUCCCCCUGUUGUCACAAGGGCUCAGCUUUUAUAUUGGACAAUGAGCUACUAAGUAUAACGGUUACAAUAAUGACACAAUGGCUUCCUAUUUA